Cydia splendana is the source of this 2096-nucleotide messenger RNA. RefSeq lists its product as uncharacterized. The transcript is spliced from 4 exons. The record is from RefSeq and is a predicted model, not a curated record. Lineage: Eukaryota; Metazoa; Arthropoda; Insecta; Lepidoptera; Tortricidae. Bases 123 to 926 code for a protein of 267 amino acids.
AUGCCACGGAAGAGUUUCGCGCUUGCGCUCUGCAUCCGUGGACCAAAAUUUUGGGACAAGUGUAAGCCGUGUCCCAAAGUGCGUCCAUUUUGAGAGGAUUAUCGAGUUUUAAUACAAAAACCAUGACGUGCGGAUCGGAAUGCAUGUCCCUAGGCCCGCCGCCGGACUCCAUCCUGUACUUGCCACCACCACCGCUACCGGCGUUCCUCGCUAAUGCUGCCAACCUGACACCGCCCUGCCGCGCCUCAAAAUGCCCGCCGCAGAACAACGAGGAGAACUCCCUAUUUCCAGGCGUGGAAUAUCAUGAGCUGCCUAGACACGUGGCAGGUGUUGCAGAACCAGGCGGUGGCGAUGACACGUGGCUGCUCGUCCUCAUCACGUGCUGCGUAGCUGUUCUCUGCAUCGCGGCACUGCUGGCGCUAUUCCUGUUUAGGUGCCGAGAGUUAUCCUUGUACAGGUCCCGAGGCGCUUGCAAGAGCAGCUCAGGCAAGGCAGGAGGCUCCAACGCGCUCUACGGGGGUGCAGCCCUCGACUCCCGCGUCCUCUGGGCCGCCCUCACCCCCAGGGGUACCCGCCACUUUGUUGCUGACACAUACCCCCAUGAUGAAACUGAAGACCAUCACUACGAGUGCGUCGAACCUCCGCUAUACAAGUUGGGUCCACCAGAAGACCUCGCUAUAACUCGGCAUUUCAACGUCGAAUACGAAGAUCCAGCUCCACUGAUUGAAAGCUACGCUGACCGCACUGAGGAAUACUUCAGAAACGGUAUGGAAACCCUCCGCAGGGGAAGACCGCUGGUUUCCUCUCCUACCAGAAUCGAACGACCCAACUUGCCACCUCUUAAUCUUCAGCCGAGGACCCUCCGCAGGGCACCGCAUUCUCGACGAGUGAGUGACGCCAACAAUCCGGAGAAAGCGGCCAUCUGAACCGAGGGUGGCGCGGUCUUCUCCGUCGCCGACUCUACCGAUAUCGACUACGAUUGGCAACCUGACAGCGCCAACGUCGAUCGACUCGUGUAAACUUCCGGACGUAUAGGCAGCGACAUACUAAAGAGGAUUCCUGACGACGAAUACCCUGACUCUAGUGCAAGAAUUGUGUGUUUAUGGUGAAUAUAAUUUAUCUUUUGGGAUGGAAUUCUAUAAACAUCUGCCUGUCUCCUUUCACCCUUCUAAGGUUGCCGUUGCCUGUAUUUUCAUCCAUCUCACUCAUCAUUUGUAUGAAAGAAAACGUUAUGAGCCGCUUAAGCGGCCGAUGGACCACUUAAUUCCAUUAGUUUUAGUUUUCAGUGAAUGCAAAGCUUAUAGUGAACAACAUUUUCAGUGGCUUAGGUUUAUGUAAUAAUGUUAUUUAAAAACGUAUUGCUAUAAGAAUCGUGACACGUUAGAUUAUAUUGCGUUAAAACCAAGCAUCUAUGUCCUGUUUCCAUACUACGUCACACAUCAUCUUUUCCAAUUAAUCUAGCAGGAAAGGACGGAUGGUAUGACACACCAGUGUUCGAAAAUUGGUGCUGUUUUAGCAACUUGCCGGUAGUUCUAUUUGUUGUGUUAAAAUUAUUUAACUUAUAUCAUACUGUAAAUAAAAGAUUUAUACACAUAUUUUAUAUUUAUUUUGUUUAUCAGCUGUGCAAUGUAAAAUGCAAUGCAAUUCGAUUCUAGUCUUAGUAGGUACGUCUUAACUGCUACCCUGUAGUGAAAUUGAUGUGCAACCCUUUAGCCGUCUAUCAGACUGUGAUUAUUGUUUUUUUUAGGUUUAUUAGGUGAAUUAAGCUUUUACUGAUAAGUGCACUUUAAGUUCUGUGUUAAAAACGCCUAGGUAUUUACCUUCAGAUUGAGUGUCAUUACUUUUUAUUCCCAUGACGGUUAAAGGGUUAAGUAACAUCGACAUUUCUAGUCAAUGCGUAUAAAUGUCACUAUGUAUUUUUCACGAUUGUACCCUGUACUCGAUGUCUAUUUCUACUCUACAUUUAUUAAUACUGCAAUUACUGCACUAGAAAAACGCGACGUAUUCAUAUAGGCGAAACUGCGUAAUGUCUGUGUUUUACAUUUAAUGUAAUGACUGCCUUUUAUACGUAUCAAUAAAUUAUUGUUUUACUCGUA